Rotaria sp. Silwood2 is the source of this 699-nucleotide messenger RNA. Lineage: Eukaryota; Metazoa; Rotifera; Eurotatoria; Philodinida; Philodinidae. The record is from the annotation of a GenBank genome assembly.
AUGACUAAAAGUUUUUCUCGAGUACAUUGCUACUUUAUUCGUCAUGGAGAAUCCGAAGCCAAUAUUCAAAAUAUUUAUAUAUGUGGUCAAAGUAUUUCAUGUCCAUUAACUUCAUUAGGAAAAGAACAAGCUGUUCUUUUAGGCAAACGAUUAAAAUAUGAAAAUAUGAAAUUUGAUUAUUUUCUAUGUCCAACUGCUAUUCGUGCAAAACAAACAGCAGAUAUUGUUUUAGAAAUAAUGAAUAUUGAUACAUCAAAAUUAAUUAUAUCAAAUGCACUUUUAGAACAAUCUCAAGGUUUAUGGGAAGGAAUGAAUCGUCUUGAAUGUUAUACAGAUGAAAUUAUGAAAAAACUGGAUGAAUUACAUAUGGAAUUUAGUGCUCCAAAUGGUGAAUCAAUACGAAUGGUACAAAAACGUGCUAUUACAUUUUUAGAAUUCUAUAUUGAACAAGCUAAAAAACAAAGUAUAGAAGAAAAUAGAGAAAUAUCAAUUGUUAUUUUUUCACAUGUUCAUUUAAUUCGUGCUGUAUUACAAUAUUAUUUACAAAGUAAUCCAAAAUAUACAUGGCUUAUUAAACAAAAUAAUACAGCAAUUAGUGAAAUUGUUUUUAAUCAAUAUGGAAUAUCAUUAGUUAAAGUUAAUGAUACUGGUCAUUUAAAAUUUUUAAUGCCAGAAUCAUUAGAAAAAAAAUUGAUAUGA